This is a messenger RNA of Pieris macdunnoughi, 270 nucleotides long. Lineage: Eukaryota; Metazoa; Arthropoda; Insecta; Lepidoptera; Pieridae. The record is from the annotation of a GenBank genome assembly.
AUGAUCAGAUUUCGUUCUUCAAAAGAGCAUUUAGAACAUCACCAAAGUGUGAUCGAGAUGGCGAUCCUCGAGGGACCCUCGGAGACUGCAAGCGUUGUUAAAGGAUUCCUCACCAAAGUGGCAACACUUAUGUUGCUAUUUGUUUACCAACCCAAGCGACUUCUUCGAUACAAAACUUCCCCGAAGUUGUGCUGCGGUAUUGCGAUACUCGAUUGUGAGGUUGAUGCUUGGAUCUGGUUAGAGCUGCGCCUUCUAGAAGUUCCCAUGUAA